AUGUUUACAAUGAAAGUCACCGGAUCUGUACAAGCAGCAUUGUGUAAUCGGUUGCAGGAUUUAUAUUGUAAAGGCAUACCUUUUCUAUUAUUAAGUCAAACCAUUAGACCUUAUCUCAGUCAACCCAUUUUAUACAGUUCAUUGAGUGCUUGUACAGACGAUAGCCGUAUAAAAACGAGCACAGAAUUAGAUAUCAGCUUCUUUAAGGAAAUACAGCUGUUAGAAUGUUACCGGAGCGUUGAGGACUUUCCAUUUUGCAUGAAUAAAGUUGAGAGAUUGAUGAGACCGAAGCUGACAUCGCACCAGGUUGUUACAUUACAAUGCAUGACAUCAAGUUUAUUAAGGAACUCUUCACUUUCGAUACAGAACGAUAUAGACCCAAAUAAAAAUCGCGCGGUUUAUUGCAAUAUCUAUAAAGUAACAGCUAUGUUAAAACUGCCAUGUACAACAGGUUUUGUGUCAGACAUUCUGUACCUUGCUAUGUAUUUCUACAGAACUCGUAGAUAUGAACUCUCCCUCAAUUGCUUAAAGAAAGCACAGGAGAGAAUGUCAGCCCCUUUUAUUGUGUAUGAUAAAACUGUAGAUAUAGAUACGUAUGAAUACUACACGACGGGGAUGUCUCUGGAAAUGAAAAUCAAAAGAGCUGUAAUGAUUAACAUUCGUUUGAUAUUUAAGGUCAUUUACAUUGACGAACUAGAGUUAGAGCAGAAAAUUAUUAGAAAGAAUAGAACACGUGUAUUAUUUGUCCCACCUUUCGUGAUUUUACACAUGUUAUUUAUACUGAAUCACCACAGGCUGGGUGACACAGUCAGGUCAUUACAAUCUUUAAAUGAUCUACUGACACUGCUUCUCUAUGAUGAUGAUGAUUAUGUGUCAACUGCGGAGAGGGAUACUUCCUGUAAAAUACUGGGCAUCUGUCAACAAAUCACUGGAGAUUUUUCGGGAUCUCUACAGUCGUAUCAAAAUUCCUUUCCACAAAUUCCCUUUCACAGAAUCCAGGACGCGACUCAUUUAAGAUUGAAUAUGCUUCCCCGUGGAACAAUAUUAUAUCAUUGUGCUUAA
This is a messenger RNA of Saccostrea cuccullata (small rock oyster), 1062 nucleotides long. RefSeq lists its product as uncharacterized. The record is from RefSeq and is a predicted model, not a curated record. The transcript has a single exon. Lineage: Eukaryota; Metazoa; Mollusca; Bivalvia; Ostreida; Ostreidae. The coding region runs from base 1 to 1062 and encodes 353 amino acids.